Messenger RNA from Nelumbo nucifera (sacred lotus), 1905 nucleotides. It is a transcript of the gene EXT-LIKE, whose product is annotated as hydroxyproline-rich glycoprotein family protein. Gene Ontology annotation, biological process: late endosome to vacuole transport via multivesicular body sorting pathway. Gene Ontology annotation, cellular component: multivesicular body. NCBI's taxonomy places the organism in Eukaryota, Viridiplantae, Streptophyta, Magnoliopsida, Proteales, Nelumbonaceae. The record is from RefSeq and is a predicted model, not a curated record.
UGAUGCAUCUCCAUGUCGUGGGGUGGGUUUCAGUGGGGUUUCCCCAACAAAUUUUCUACUGAAAUGAUCUACCUAUUGUAGGCGUAGCGUGGUGGUUUUAACAAACAAGGGUCAAGUGGAGAUGAGAACAACAUGGAUUCUACGGUAUCAAGUUUUCACAAGUUGAAGUGUUGAUGGGGAUUCGGAUUCUUUAGGCUUUAAAGUUCUAACAUUGAUUGUGGAAGCUUAUUCCUUCCAAAUUCGAAGACAGACCAGCUUGUGUAAUCACGCUUUCCUGCGUUUACCCGAUUAGACCCCUCCCUCUUUGUUAUUAGAAAAUCAGGAAAACGAUGGGGAGCGAGAACGAACCAGCGAAGCUCCUUCUUCCUUACCUCCAGAGAGCCGAUGAGUUGCAGAAACAUGAUCUCCUCGUCGCUUACUACUGUCGUCUAUACGCGAUGGAACGAGGGUUGAAGAUCCCUCAGAAGGAUCGCACGAAGAUGACGAACUCACUCCUUAUUUCACUCAUGAAUCAGCUAGAGAAGGACAAGAAGUCACUGAAUCUGGGACCUGAAGACAACUUGCAUUUGGAAGGAUUUGCCUUAAAUGUUUUUGCAAAGGCAGAUAAGCAGGACCGCGCUGGGCGAGCUGACCUGAAUACAACAAAAAGCUUUUAUGCUGCUAGCAUCUUCUUUGAGAUUCUUAACCAGUUUGGUGAACUCCAACCUGAUCUUGAGCAAAAACAGAAGUAUGCUGUAUGGAAAGCAGCAGAUAUAAGGAAGGCAUUGAAAGAGGGGCGGAAACCUGAACCUGGCCCUCUUGGUGGUGAUAAAGAUUUAUCAAUCCCAUCAAGUACCCCAAAUGGUGCAUAUGAUCUCGGAUAUGAACCCGAUUCAUCUUACCAUCCAGGCCCAGGAUCUGAUGCACUUGCUCCCAUCCACCAUGAUUUUAACCAUCAACCUUCUGUUAAUCUGAGACCACCUCCCACUUACCCAACUGCUGAUGGCGUUUCAGAUGAGUUCCACCAGCCUCCACUGUCUAGCAGACAAGAAGGUCACAUGCAGGAAAGUUCUGCUUACCCUCCGCCACCUCCACCAGUUAGUAGACAAGAUAACUCUGCUUACCCUCAGCCACCUCCACCAGUUAAUAGACAAGAAAAUUCUGCAUACUCUCAGCCACCUCCACCAGUUAAUAGACAAGAUAAUUCUGCUUACCCUCAGCCACCUUCACCAGUUAAUAGGCAAGAAAGUUCUGUUUACUCUCAGCCACAUCAACCUUAUCAGCACGAACCCCAGAAUCCAUUUCCACAAACCUACCCUUCACAUGAAAGUGCACCAUCUUCCUACUCUUAUCCCCAUUUCCAAUCUUAUCCUAGCUUUACUGACAGCAGCCUUUCAACAAUUCCGUCACACUAUCCUUCUUAUUAUCAAGGCUCUGAUGCUUCCUUCUCUCACCAGUCAUCUCCUCCUGUUUCAAACUAUUCAUCAUCAGCUCAAUACACUUCUGGUAGCAGGAAUGCAACCAAUGCAGAACCAUCACCAACUCCUGCUCAAGUGUUCCAUUAUGACAGUAAUUAUGAGCCACCACCUGAAAAGAUUGCUGAAGCACACAAGGCUGCGAGGUUUGCUGUUGGGGCUUUGGCAUUUGAUGAUGUACCAGUUGCAAUUGAUUUCCUGAGAAAAUCACUUGAACUAUUGACAAAUCCGUCAGCAAGUCAAUAAGCUUAGUGCUUAAUCUUUGUUUGCCUACUUUCCAAUUUCCGUAUUGCUGUUUUAUGUAUGAUUAGAUUUUUGUACAGGCGGGUUGAUAUUUGCUGGAAAAUGUUCAACUGCAUCUUCUUUAUUUAUUGACACAUUAUGUAAAGCUAGAUUUUUUUUUCUUUUUUUUUUCACAUGAAUGAAAGACAGUUGCAUCCCUUUAUUCUCA